Molecule: messenger RNA, 2107 nt
Organism: Pectinophora gossypiella (pink bollworm)
Lineage: Eukaryota; Metazoa; Arthropoda; Insecta; Lepidoptera; Gelechiidae
Gene: Sobp
Product: sine oculis-binding protein homolog
Exons: 4
Coding region: 99-1901 (600 amino acids)
Biological process (GO): animal organ development
Cellular component (GO): nucleus
Source: RefSeq, a predicted model, not a curated record
UUCAAGCACCGUCGUCGCCGCCCGCCCAGACUGCAAGCUCCGCCCCACACAGACGCGGGAAAAACAGCUUUUUCUCCCCUACGUCCGUUCCACAGCCGAUGAUCACGACACACCGACACAGUUGCCGCGCGAACGUUGACGGAACGCCACGCGCGACGACAUUCCCGCGCGAACCAAAUGUUUACGCGAACGAAGUUACACUAUUGCCAGAAAAACUUUUGAGAACUAUCCAAAAAAUUUAUGUGUAUUCCCCGUGGACUCAGUGGACUUUAAACAUCGUUAUGGGCAGCAAAUCCCCCACAGAUUCUACGUCGCCUAAGGCACAAGUUAAAAAGGAAAAUGAAGAAGAAAUCAAGAACGUUGUUUCCCAGGAGUUUGCGGAGACAGCUAUGAACGAGCUGCUGGGAUGGUACGGCUACGAGCGUCUAGAGUUGAGACGGUGGGCCGCCUCCCGUGCCUGUGACGGCAGCCCCGAGCCUAAUGCUGAGAAUAAGACGAAAGAUGAAUGUUCCUGGUGCAACAAGAGGACGCGAGAAGGGGGCGCCAUCGCGCACGCGGGGUCCACCUUCUGCUCUGAGUUGUGCUUCAGUCAGUCCCGCAGGGCCAACUUCAAGCGAGCGAAGACUUGCGACUGGUGCCGGCAUGUCAGACACACUGUGGCUUAUGUGGACUUUCAGGAUGGCGCCACACAGCUACAGUUCUGCUCGGACAAAUGCCUGAACCAGUACAAGAUGCACAUAUUCUGCCGAGAGACGCAGGCGCACCUCGAUCUCAACCCACACUUGGUGAACGCCGCGUCGACAUCCAAUCUUAUCACCCCAGACCUAUGGCUCAAGAACUGCAAAAGCCGAUCUGCAUCCCCCACUUCGGACAAAUCAGCGUCAUCCAACCCAGAAAAUCCGAAAUCAACCGAAAAAUCUGAACCCCCAAAGACUCAGAGAAAAUCCCCGUUACCACUGAUAACCAUAGCGCCAACAGCGAAGCUGAUGAAACCGAAACCGACGGAAGAAAAACCUCAGAAAGAGAAGAAGGAGACCAGGAAUAAGAUGAACUUGCGGAAACGUAGGACUUCUAAAUGUUCAGCUACAGUGACGUCACAAACUAUGAGGCAAAACGCUUCGACCCCCAAAGCGCACGACUUGCGACUAUGCAGCCCGUCAGACGGGUCUUCGCCUGCGUCUACAGCUGGAAACAGCACCAUACAUUCGCCUCCUCACUCAAACCCUAUACCACCUCCAUUCUCAAAUCCAAUAUUCGGAAUGCCGCCUCCAACGUUCAUGGAAAAUGGCCCAGAAAGACACUCAAUGCCAAAUAUGUUCCCCCCGAGACACUUCAUGCCACGACCAGGAAUGGUCCCUGAGAGACCCCGUCUCCCACCGCCGAUGAGCUUCCCCCAUGCGAUGGGGCAGACCCCUCCUGUCACAGUGCUAGUCCCAUACCCAGUCGUGAUACCCAUACCUUUCCCUAUACCAAUCCCGAUGCCUAUCACAUCCUUCAUUCAAGCACACUGCCUAAACAAAGUAAAGAAUGAAGUGAAAACGGAUGACUCUGAAGGACCGUUAGACUUUACAAUGAACGCUGACAAAAAUAAAGCAGAAAAUACAAAUAUCGCAGUCACACCUGAAGCCACUGAAGAAAGCAGCUACCCUGAACAAAACGAUGUAAAUGAGAGAUUGGAAGACGAUAGAUGUGAAGGCGAAGGCACAGAGACAGGAAACCCAGAGCAGACAUUGCCGAAGUUUAAAAUAACGAGGUUAGGUAACAAAAUGGCUAAAAUAGUCCCAAAGCCUCGAGAGCCCUCAGAAUCUACCAGACCACUGCGCAAACGGCGAAGACUGGUGGAGGUAACCUCAGAAGACGACCCGCUCAUUCCGAAAACACGAAAAAUCGUAGAAGUGUAAAUUUUUAUCUCUCGUUUUAUGGUAAUCCUUCAUACAUAUCACAAGUAUGAUAAUCCGAACUGAGUUCAGUUACUUUAAACUUGCUAGUCCUAGCAGUAAGAUUUAUUAUCUAAAUGUUUCCGAUAAGUAUAUUAGCGCGCACUGUAAGUAUAUAUGUGAUAUUAGUAACUUAUAAACUUCGAUGUCGAAUAAAAUGUUGACGUGUA